UUGACACUUGUAUCACGCGGGAAGGGGAAGUAAAUAGUAUUAUGAAAGUUCAAGGUUAACAAAAAUUUCAAGAAUAUAUUGAUAAUUGGUUGAUAGCUCGUUUAACCUCUAGUAGUAAUUAUCUAAGUAUUAUGUCCGGCCGUUUGUCAUUCUUAAAGUCGAGUAAAGGCAAAAUCAUCCUUGCCACUGUGUUUGCUUUACAUCUUGCAAUUUACGUUGCGAAGCCGUCAUAUUUCAAGGACACCACUGAAAAAAAGUCCAUUGAAGCACCGCCGAAGUAUUUGCCAUAGAUCAGAAUGACCUUUCGCUAGACUUGGUACGGAAACUGACAACUGUCAAAAAAAUCUAAUUUAAUCAAUACGUAAAAACUAUCCAUUCAUGAGGUAUAAAGGCGUGUUGACAGCCAUUGCGCCUUAUUUGAUCAGAAGAGGUGCCGCAAACAACUUCGUCAGAACAAUGAGUACCGGAAAACACCAGGUUUACAUCACCCGAUCUGAUAUGCCGGAAUGUGGCAUAGAAAUACUCAAGAAACAGUGUGAUUUAAGGAUGUGGGAACAACCAUCACCAUGCCCAAGACAAGAAUUACUGAAACAUGUAUCUGGUGCCAACGGAAUCUACUGCUCACUCACUGAUAAAAUAGAUAAAGAACUGCUAGAUGCGGCUGGUCCUGGUCUGAAGGUGGUGGCCACCAUAUCUGUGGGCCAUGACCAUAUUGAUCUGGAGGAGUGUAAGAAACGAGGCAUCCGGAUUGGGUAUACUCCAGAUGUCUUGACUGAUGCUACUGCUGAACUCACGUUAGCACUCCUCUUAUCCACAUCAAGACGUUUACCCGAAGCGCAAAAUGAAGCGAGAACUGGCGGCUGGGUAUCCUGGGCUCCGACAUGGAUGACAGGACCAGGGCUUGCUGGUGCUACUGUAGGAAUCGUUGGAUACGGGAGAAUAGGCCAAGCGGUCGCUAGACGUGUGAAAUCUUUCAACACAGGGAAAAUUCUUUACUUCAACAGAAGUGAGAGACCCGAGGCUAAAGAAGUUGGUGCAAUUAAAGUUACGUUUGAUGAAUUGCUUACUGAGAGUGACUUCGUGAUAUGUUGCUGUGCAUUAGUACCAGAAACUAAGGAAAUAUUUAACAAAGCUGCGUUUGAGAAGAUGAAACAGACAGCUAUUUUCGUUAACACAAGCCGAGGUGGGACUGUAGAUCAGAAUGCGUUGAUAGAGGCUUUGCAAAAUAACACUAUCAGAGCUGCGGGUUUAGAUGUGACCACUCCUGAACCCCUACCAUUAGAUAGUCCACUAUUUAAGCUAGAUAAUUGCAUUGUUCUGCCUCAUAUAGGUAGUGCUUCAAUUGAAGCUAGGAAUACAAUGAGUGAGCUAACUGCACAAAACAUACUUGCUGCAUUAAAUGAUACUAAAAUGCCAGCAGAAAUUAAAUAAAUGUUAUAUACUGUAAAUAUAUUUGUUAUGUAUAAAGUGUAGGUAUAAUAGCAAAUGUAUAUUUAUUAUCAAUCAAAU
Molecule: messenger RNA, 1509 nt
Organism: Papilio polytes (common Mormon)
Lineage: Eukaryota; Metazoa; Arthropoda; Insecta; Lepidoptera; Papilionidae
Product: glyoxylate reductase/hydroxypyruvate reductase
Exons: 3
Coding region: 379-1431 (350 amino acids)
Cellular component (GO): cytosol
Molecular function (GO): glyoxylate reductase (NADPH) activity; NAD binding; hydroxypyruvate reductase (NADH) activity
Source: RefSeq, a predicted model, not a curated record